This is a messenger RNA of Tilletiopsis washingtonensis, 864 nucleotides long. RefSeq lists its product as hypothetical. Lineage: Eukaryota; Fungi; Basidiomycota; Exobasidiomycetes; Entylomatales. Bases 1 to 864 code for a protein of 287 amino acids. The transcript has 3 exons. The record is from RefSeq and is a predicted model, not a curated record.
AUGUCCUCCCUGACGUCGAGAGUGACAGACAGGUUGUUCUUUUUGAAGGCGCCUGCAGUCAAGAUGCAGUUGAAGGACGACGUCAGCACCAUCGAGAUCUUCACCUGCGCGCCUGAAGAGCCUAAUCAAAGCCCGUGGCGCAGGCAGUACAACGCAUACUUCUUCCACGAUGGACAUGGUAAUCAGGUGCUCAUCUUGCCGGACGGCGUACUCGAGCGCACGGAAAGCUUCAGUCCCUGGCCGCGCUACAAGACCUUCAGCAAACUGAGCAAUAAGGAGGCUUUCCUGGCUGCCAAACACGCCUGCAAUCAUGUGCGCGAGCUCCGCAAGAAGGAGGAAGAGCGCCUCACGAUUGAGACUGUGACGCAGAAAGUGACGCAGCAAGUUCUGAGAGAAAUGCCGAGGGUGCUCAAAGACUUUGAGGAUCACAGACGUCUCGAGCCCCAGAAAGACGGCAGUGUAGCCGAGAAGCCGUCGCGACCAGUUCAAGUCAAGAUGCAGGAGCUGGCAGCCAAGGUCGCGGUCCCGAAAAGGGCGCACCCCCUGGAUCGAGGCAGCAAGGUCCAGGCCCCCGUCAAGGAGAAGAAACUCGACGCAAGCGCAUCGACCGUUCAGAGCGCCAACAUGGCAGGCAAAAUGGCAAGCAAGGAGGGCAGUCCACAGGUCUCUCCGGUCCAGAACGCGAUCAUUGGCGACAACAGUGCUCAAGCUUUCGAUGCCAACAAGGAAGUCAAAGCUCUUCGCGAGGAGAUGAGCGCUCUGAGCAAGCGAGUGGCGCAAGCAGAGGCGAUGCACAAGCCUCGGGUCUUUCAGAUCGAAGGCUUGACGAUGAAGCUUCCGCCGCUGUGCUCAAGCGCGCAGUGA